Lindgomyces ingoldianus is the source of this 1185-nucleotide messenger RNA. RefSeq lists its product as uncharacterized. The coding region runs from base 1 to 1185 and encodes 394 amino acids. NCBI's taxonomy places the organism in Eukaryota, Fungi, Ascomycota, Dothideomycetes, Pleosporales, Lindgomycetaceae. The transcript has a single exon. The record is from RefSeq and is a predicted model, not a curated record.
AUGCAUUGCGUUACGGCACUUUCUGUUGCUCUGCUGAUAAUAGCCGCCCAAGCCGUUCCUCGCAUCAGAUCUCAUACGGCUAAUGGCGAAUCCAGCCUAAAAAUUGAUGCCUUUCCUACAAACAUAUCAUUGCCGGCCUCCAAGGAUGAGUCCUUGUACAGCCUGUCUACAAUCAGCUCUAUCGUCUACAAGACAUACACCAAGACUACAAUGAGCUGGCUUCAGGAAGCGGUUAUUACUGUAUAUCCUUCCAGCACUUCCUUUUCGUCUCGAAUUCCUUUCACCAUGGUCCCAACUGAGUCCACCGCAUCAGUGCCAGAGCCCUUUCAUUCUGGAGUGACUCCAGUGGGGGGCGACGAUGAAAAUGAGACCACGGCCACGAACACGAUUACAUCAGUUUCUGCUCCCAACCUCUCUGCCGCUACGGCUUCCUCUAAUUGGAUCACUAAGUGGAUCUCCAAUUACAAUAAGGAGACGUGGUCUACGACCACCACCAUGACUACCUCAAACAAAAACGACCGUAUCAUUAGCUGGGUCUCAGAUUUCAAAAAAGCUAAUGGGCUUAUGGACGCCAAGCUCAAGAACUCUCAAGCCCCCACUUCGAGCCCUACUUCGACUCCGGAUUCGGAUGGCAUAGCGUUUGCCUCCUCAGUCGUUAGGUAUGCUCUUCUAAUUAGCAAACCAACUAGUGUUCCAGCUAGCACUUCCACUGACGCUCCUAGCAAUAAUUCUACGAGUAAUUCGACUAGUGCUUCUUCGAGUACUCCAAUCGGCUCCCAGGUACUGGCCCAAACUUCUGCUGAACGAACGGCUCUCCCAACCACACACCCAGACACUAACUACUCCGUCUCCUUCAACGACGAGCUCGCUGAGCGCAUUAAAGAAGAGGCGUGCGGCUGGUACUGCAAAGGACAAGCCGGCCCAGCACUGUUGGACGAGUGCUUUGUGGAUUGUAUCCAAGCAUGGGAUGGACCCACGGGAGAAGCGGAUACCAUUGCCGAAACGACUUCAACAUCGCUCACGUCCUCACCCUUACCCUCGCCCACAGCCACUGAAGAAUCCGUGACGAAAUUCGACUUGUUCAUCGACUGCUACCAUACCUGCAAAAAAUUUAAAGAUCCGUGGGUCAAUGAUGAACAAUGCCUCAAAAUCUGUGCCGGUCGAUAUCCUGGUAUCUUUUUCUGA